This is a messenger RNA of Neurospora hispaniola, 1072 nucleotides long. RefSeq lists its product as uncharacterized. The record is from RefSeq and is a predicted model, not a curated record. Lineage: Eukaryota; Fungi; Ascomycota; Sordariomycetes; Sordariales; Sordariaceae. The transcript has a single exon. Bases 1 to 762 code for a protein of 253 amino acids.
AUGGGCUCAGACAAGCGCAAGAAAUUGGCGAAGACACGCGAGACGAGCGAGGCCAAGGUGCUGGCAGAGAGAGAAGCUAGCGCCGCAGCGCGCGAAUCAGAACCUCCCUACCCAACGCCAGAUCCAUCCUUAGAUGACGAAAGCACAACGACGACGGCAAACACAGUAACAUCCAAGGUGGACGAACUCAUGCAAACGUACCACAACAGCAAGAUGGGCGAACAAAAGGACAAUGCUCUCGCCUACAUAAUGUAUGCUGCCGGGGACGAAAUGUAUGCACAUUCUUCCACGAACGACUGGAGACUACAACAUGUCAUUGAGGCCGUCACCGCUGCACUUAAAGACGUGAAUACUGUCACCACUACCGAGGAGAAUGCAAACCACCAUGUCCAGCGGCGGAUCCAGUCCAAAUCUGAACCUAGCGCGCUACCUCCCCAUGCCCAUAUCCACGCCAAGGAUGCUGAGGAAGCUUCGGAUAGUCCAGUCCUCCGUCGUCUGAGCCAAUACCCAAAAUGGAACAGCGAAUCUUGCUCGUGGCAAGCGUGGUAUCAAGGGCUCUACAGGGCGUAUCAUGAUGAUUGUGCGGCGGGCCUUGACCCUGCCAAUCACGCCCAUGCUUUGGCGGCGUGGAAUGUCAUUUUGGACAAGGUGCCGCAGCAUGUGAUGGUGGCGCUGUUGAGCGAGGGAAUCUUGAACCCGGAGCAGCCGAAUCCGAGUUUGCUGUUGACUGCUUUGGACAAGCUUAUCGGUUUGGGGAUGUAAUUGAAGCUCAGGCAUCAUGCUUGAGUCUAGAUUUUCGUCAGCUUCCGAAUGGUGAUGCAGGGACAGGUUGGAACGUCAUUGUUGAUUUCACUGCGAGGAAGGUUGUUGGGCUUUUGGUUCGUUGGAGAGGAUUUUGUUUCUGGCUUUCUGGUUUGCCGAAUUUGUGGUUGAGGUCGAGAGUAUCUUGGAAACAGGUUAUCCGGUAUCGGGGGCAUAAACGAUGUUGAUGGAUUUGACAUUCAACUUGAAGAUGCCCGUCGCCAAAUCAAACGGUGAUUCAAUGAUCACAGGAGUAUGGAGGAGAAACAGG